UAACAACUUACUUUGUUUCUUUUUUUCCACCUCUUUGAUUGCAACGAUUCAACUCUUUUCUUUCAUUGGAAAAGUAAACCCAAUCUAACUUUUCUUUCUUUUUCCUUACACUUUCAAUGGGCUUCGUUUUCGGCCUGCUGAUCGGGUUAGUGGUCGGCUUGGCAAUCAUUGUGGGGUUUGUUCGCUCAGAGAAUGCUCGAUCCAAGCUUCGCAGUGAACUCGCAAACACUAUCGCUGCUUUUGCUCGAAUGACAGUGGCAGAUUCUAGAAAGAUCUUGCCGGCGGAAGUAUACCCUUCUUGGGUCGUCUUCUCAAAUCGUCAGAAGUUAACCUGGCUUAAUCAGCAUCUAAUCAAGAUCUGGCCCUAUGUUGAUGAGGCAGCUUCUGAGCUUAUAAGGAAUUCUGUUGAGCCAAUACUUGAACAAUAUAGGCCGUUUGUGCUGUCAUCUCUCAAGUUUUCUAAGUUUACCCUUGGUACUGUUGCGCCGCAAUUCACAGGAGUUUCCAUCAUUGAAGAUGGAAGCAGUGGUGUUACUAUGGAGUUGGAAAUGCAAUGGGAUGCUAAUUCAAAUAUAAUACUUGCUGUCAAGACCAAAGUUGGUGUAGCAUUGCCUGUACAGGUAAAAGAUAUUGCAUUCACUGGGGUUUUCAGAUUGAUCUUUAAGCCAUUAGUUGAUGAGUUUCCCGGCUUUGGAGCUGUCAGCUAUUCCCUCAGAGAAAAGAAGAAGUUGGAUUUCAAACUUAAAGUUAUUGGUGGUGACAUAUCAACAAUUCCUGGACUUUCUGAUGCUAUUGAGGAAACCAUACUCGAUUCCAUUGAAGACUCCAUUACAUGGCCUGUCAGAAAAAUUGUUCCCAUUUUGCCCGGGGAUUACAGUGAGCUAGAGCUAAAACCUGUUGGAAUAUUGGAGGUUAAGCUUGUGCAAGCGAAGGGUUUAACUAAUAAAGACAUUAUUGGGAAAUCAGAUCCCUAUGCUGUGUUAUAUGUGCGCCCUUUACCUGAUAAAAUGAAGCAAAGUAAAACAAUUAAUAAUGAGUUAAAUCCUAUUUGGAAUGAGCACUUUGAAUUUAUUGUUGAAGAUGCUUCCACUCAGCACUUGGUGGUGAGAGUUUUUGAUGAUGAGGGGCUUCAAGCAUCACAAUUAAUUGGGUGUGCUCAAGUACGGCUAAAUGAACUUCAGCCUGGUAAAGUCAAGGAUGUGUGGUUGAAUUUGGUUAAAGAUUUGGAGGUUCAGAGAGAUACUAAAUACAGGGGACAGGUGCACUUGGAACUGUUGUACUGCCCCUUUGGCAUGGAGAAUGGCUUCGCCAACCCCUUUGCCUCCAACUUUUCAAUGACCUCCUUGGAGAAGGUUCUUAAAAGUGGGGUGAACGGAAAUGAAGCAAUUGACAAUGAGAAGGUUGUCACACAGAAGAGAAGGGAGGUUAUUGUUAGAGGAGUUCUUUCUGUAACUGUCAUAUCAGCUGAAGACUUGCCUCCAACAGAUCAUGGGAAGGCUGAUCCUUAUGUGGUGCUCACACUGAAGAAAUCAGAGAAUAAAAACAAAACUAGAGUUGUAAAUGACUGCUUGAAUCCAGUUUGGAAUCAAACUUUUGACUUUGUUGUUGAGGAUGGAUUGCAUGACAUGCUAAUUCUUGAAGUUUGGGAUCAUGACACAUUCGGGAAGGACAAUAUGGGGCGAUGCAUCUUGACAUUGACAAGGGUUAUCCUGGAAGGGGAAUUCAAAGACAGCUAUGAGCUAGAUGGAGCUAAAUCAGGGAAAUUAAAUUUGCACCUUAAGUGGAUGCCGCAGCCAAUUUUUCGAGAUUCUUAAGUAAUUUUGUAAUGGAAAAUCAUAGGGCAGGGGGUAUUUAGCUACGUUGCAGUUGUACACCAUACGUAGUCACAUGCAUUGUAGAUAGUUUUUCCUGAGCUGACCUUAGGCAUUAUGUAAACAAUAUUACCAUGUGCACGAUUUUUAUGUAAAAUUUUCUGCACAAACAACAAUGUAUUUUCAUGUGAUUGAGUGUUAUUUUAUCUUUAAUUUUUAAUUCUC
This is a messenger RNA of Mangifera indica (mango), 2036 nucleotides long. RefSeq names its product synaptotagmin-5-like. The record is from RefSeq and is a predicted model, not a curated record. NCBI's taxonomy places the organism in Eukaryota, Viridiplantae, Streptophyta, Magnoliopsida, Sapindales, Anacardiaceae. Gene Ontology annotation, cellular component: endoplasmic reticulum. Gene Ontology annotation, molecular function: lipid binding.